AUGCCGCCAAUGGUGCCGCCAUCAGGUUAUGGGAACGCUUAUCUACCAGCACAGCAUCAAAUUUAUCAGCAGGGCUUUACUUCCUAUGGCGCUGCACCUUAUGACGCUGUACCUUAUACCGCUCUCCCAUACGGUGUUGCCCCUUACGGCGUCUACUCCUACGCGUAUCCAAUGCAGCCUCCACCGCAUCAGAACCAUUACCAAUACAAUUAUUAUCCGGUGCAGCCUCCUCCUUACCAGCACCCCCCGCCUCUCUCCGCACCACUUCCACCUCCUCAAAAUGCCUACGCAUUCCAGUACCCACCUCCUCCACAACAGCCCUUCUCGUACCUCGCGGGGCCUCUGCCACCUCACCACUCUCACACCUUCCAGGCGCCAUCUCUACUCAUUCAGCCGGCAUACAAUCUUCAUCCUCAGCCAGAGCAGUGGACUUCGCCAUACGGAAUGCAGCCCAGUCUAGUUCAGGCUGACAGGCUUAGAGAUCGUGUUACGCGUGGCCGUGGCAAGAAUAGAAAGAGGAAGAGGGGAACGGUGGAAGAAGAGGAUGAGGAGCUUAAUGCGAUCGUGCACGAGGAGCCUGCGAAGAUGAGGUUAGAAGUUGGCGUCAAAGAUGAGCAUGAAGAUGAUGAGAACGGUUCCAAGAUGCCCGUAGUCAAAACGGAGCCAGCACCUAGCCCCGUUGGUGAUGGUUCUACGUCUCCAAAGAUUGGGAAGCUGAGCAAGAGGCAGAGGAAACGUGCUCGGCUGUCUAAGAAGAAGACCGAAGCCGCUGUUCCGCAGAGCAACAAUGCGAACGUCCGCCCCGAGCCAAGAGUGAAGACGGAAGAUGGGGGGGAAAUAGAGAGGCCGGAGGCGACAAAGACGAAGAGAGAUGAGGAGAUCAACGAAGGAGGCAUCAAGCAAGAGGAUGCCGAGGCGGAAGAGGAAUGA
Messenger RNA from Letharia lupina, 930 nucleotides. RefSeq lists its product as uncharacterized. The transcript has a single exon. Lineage: Eukaryota; Fungi; Ascomycota; Lecanoromycetes; Lecanorales; Parmeliaceae. The coding region runs from base 1 to 930 and encodes 309 amino acids. The record is from RefSeq and is a predicted model, not a curated record.